GCUGUCCCCGGUCCCGCACCACAGGCGGCCUCCAGGCGACGGGCCGCCGCCUGCGCGAGGGGGCUCCGGCACGGGCGGCAGCAGGUUAGAAAUCUGAAACGAUGGGUGACUGGAGCUUUCUGGGGAGACUACUAGAGAAUGCGCAGGAGCACUCCACGGUUAUUGGCAAGGUUUGGCUGACGGUACUGUUUAUCUUCAGGAUACUGGUGCUGGGGGCCGCUGCUGAGGAGGUCUGGGGAGACGAGCAGUCAGACUUUACGUGCAACACUCAGCAACCUGGUUGUGAAAAUGUUUGCUAUGACAAAGCUUUCCCCAUUUCCCACAUCCGCUUCUGGGUGCUGCAGAUCAUUUUUGUCUCCACUCCAACCCUCAUCUACUUGGGCCACGUGCUACACAUUGUACGCAUGGAGGAGAAGAGGAAAGAGAAGGAAGAGGAGCUGAAAAAGAAGGGAAGCAUCAAGGACAGCAACUACCUGGGAGCAGCAGCAUCUGGCAGUGGUGGUGGUGGAGGAGGCAAUAACAUGAAGGAUCCUCUUGUCAAAAGGGGGAAAGAGAAGCUCCCAAUCCGUGAUGAACGUGGUAGAAUCCGCAUGGGGGGUGCCCUGCUCCGUACCUACGUCUUCAACAUCAUUUUCAAGACAUUGUUUGAGGUGGGCUUCAUUGUGGGCCAGUACUUCCUGUAUGGCUUUGAGCUGAAGCCAGUGUACCACUGCAGCCGCUCGCCUUGCCCGCACACCGUGGACUGCUUCAUCUCACGGCCCACUGAGAAGACCAUCUUCAUCAUCUUCAUGUUGGUGGUGGCUUCUGUCUCCCUGCUGCUGAACAUGCUUGAGAUAUAUCACCUGGGGUGGAAGAAGCUUAAGCAGGGUAUGACAAGCCAAUACAGUCUUGAGAUGCCUGUCACAGCAGUGACACCAGUCAUGGUAGCAGCGGAGUCCAAACCUGUUUCCCUGCCUCCACCAGCGCCACCCAUGGUGGUAACAGCUGCUGGACCCCCCCCUGUUCUGCCUGACACCCGCACUGUCACACCACUGCUGGCCCCGGUGACCAUGCCACCAUACUAUGCUGCGGCUAUUCCAAGAGCACGGCCCCCCUCCAAGACGGCAUCCAUAGCCAGCUACCCUGUCACUCCACCAGCUCCUGAGGAGAAGCACCGCGCUGUGACUCCCACGCCUGUCUCCACUCCUGUCACCAUCCCGACCCCCAUCCCGACGCCCACGUCAGCUGUCAUCAGCUACUUCAACAGCAACAGCCAUGCCCUGGCGACUGAGCAGAACUGGGUCAACGUGGCAGCGGAGCAGCAGGGGAAGGCGCCCUCCAGCUCAGCGGCCUCCUCUACCCCCAGCAGUGUCCGGCAGCUGCCUCCACAGCAGGAGGAGCCGCUGGAGCAGCUACUCCCACCCCCGGCUGGGCCUCCCGUAUCUGUUGCCAACAGCGGCAGCAGCACCAGCCUGAGUGGGGCAAGCGGCAGCAAAUGGGAUGUGGAGGGUGAGGAAGAGCUGUCGGAAGAACGGCCCGUCUCAGCUGCCUGCACCGCUGUGGAGAUGCAUGAGCCACCGCUGCUCGUAGACACACGGCGCUUAAGCAGGGCCAGUAAGUCAAGCAGCAGCAGAGCCAGGUCAGAUGACCUGGCUGUGUAGUGCGGUCCCCAGUGCCCGGGGGAGCAGAUGAUUGAGGGCAGAGCGGGCAGGGGAGCAGCCCACGGAGGCCAGGCCUGGCGUGGGGGGAGGCCUGGCUUCCAAACUUUGAUGCGUGCUGUUUUUGCACUCUGUGAGUUGUAGUGGGGAAAAAUAUUGACAUUUUCUAAUAGGUCAGGGGGUGGCCAAAGUGUGGCCCAUGGGCCAAGGGACCAAUCCCACUCUCUUUGAUGUCCAUGGCAGGUCUCCUGAGGGCAGCCAUACUGGAGGCCCGCACAGAUAACAGAUGAUAAUGGUAACUGGUCAUGUGCCCUGAGGCUGACUUUCAUCGAAGAAAAAUGUUCAUAUCCGUAGUGCCCAUGUGCCUGCCCAUCAUUUUUCUCUUGCCCUUGCCUGCACUUCCACUCUCUUUCACAUAAGCUCUUCAUGAACAGUUGCUAUGACUUAUUUUCCUUCCUGGCCUUAUGGCAGCCAUCAGGAUGGCAUAUUGCCUAUUGACGCCUGUCAUCUCCAUGGACCAACUUGCCAUAUUAAAGAUUGAGGUGGCUGCAGUCUCUUCCAUAUAACAAAAAUGAAUGCAGCCUUUGUGCUCAUGGCAAAUUACCAGUGUGGUCCUCUUGGCUGGGCAAAGUUUGGGUAACCCCUGUAGUAGAUUUAUCAUUUUGAGGUUCAUCUUUCUAUUAUUGUUUUUUACUCUUGACCUGUUAGGAAGUGUCUGGUUUGACCUUCUAUCCAGUGUUUGCCAAUCAUGACCACACCAUUUUUUUAAACCCACAAAUAUGUUUGAGCAUGUUUGAUUAUAAUUUUAGAUGACAUCUGAAAUUGCUUAGAGGAGGACAGGAAUCUAAACCACACACCUCAGAAAUUACUACACAGAACAAUUUCUCUUCAGAAAGCAAAGAUUAUGAUUUCAGUACAUUGUGGCCCCAUACGUUGCCCGUGGACAAACAAUAGGAUGAAAUAUGGCUCUGCAUUUUAGACUGUUAGGUAUUAGCUUAAGUUAGUUGGAAAGAUGCUUUGUAGGAGUAAACUCGAGUGCAUAGUUUUAAGUAUUUGAACAUUUUUAGAGUAAUUUUGAUCUGUAGGUUUAAAGUUACUUGACUGUGUACUUACUUAUUUUAGUUUGAUCUUUAAUCCGACAAGAAAAUGUAAGGAGAAAGAAACUUAACUAGUGGUAAAAGUCUCAAAGCAACUUUAUUUCCUGUUAUGUUUUACCCUUUUCUGUAACAGCAAUCUGUAGUGUCUUACAAGUCAGUAAAAACAGAUUUAGACAAUAUUGUAUUGCAGAAAAAGUGACUAGAAUAGCAGGGCAACAUGAUAGUGGAUGAAGGUCCUAUUCUGGUCCCACUGAGGUCAUAUGCAGAGUUUUUGUUCAGUUUCACAGAGCAGGAGAUUUGGGAUGGAUCAUGCCGGCCCUAUUCAAGCAAAACUAAAAUUCAGAUGGAGUUUUGGGUGCUACAAGGAAUGUAGGUUUGGGGCCCUAGAUAAAUGCAUAAAAAGCUUGCUUUGGAAAAGUUUUGCAUUUCCCUUAAAAAUGAGUGGAGGAAACUGCUGGGUAUUUCUUUCUAAGGUGCAGCUUUCCUUGCAAGUGGCUCAAUCCUUUAUUCCUUUGUAACAAAUUCUCUCGCAGAAUAUAGUCAGAAUUUCAAAUGCCCAAUAAGGCUGGAGAGAGUUUUGGGUACAAAAAGAAUGCAGGAUUAGACCCAGCUUCUGUUCUAAGCAUAAUACAAAUGAACUGAUGAUCAGAGUCAGUCCUAUUGCUGCUAUAAAUCUGAAGUAUGAUAACUGGAGAAGAGCAGUCAAACACACUGGAAUAGCCCUUUGCAUGUUCAAAGUAUUUGGCCUGGCAGUGCAGUCCUUACUCAGGCAAAGCAGGGUCCCCCUGUAGCAAAUAGUUACAAUUGCCAGUUAUCUCUGCUGUUAAGUGUUUUCCAGAAUGUGUUUAUUUUUUUAACACUUAAAAUGCGUUCCCACCAUUCAAGACUAAACUUUUAUUUUUGCUACUCUUUGAAUAGACACAAAGAGUUUUUCAGAUCAGAGGCACUGUUCUGCAACCCUUAAGUGUGUUGUCCCAUGACUUCUUUGACCUGCUUGUGUGAACCAGGUGAGGAGAAGUCUUUCUGCUGUCACUGAUCUUGGGAACAGACACUACAUUAAAGGUCAGUGUACAGUAUUACAAUAAAGAUAGCUGGUAUUAGGUAUACAGCUUCAUGCAUACUCUCGUGAGUUUUCUAUGUUACAAGCCAUAAAAACCUUUUUGCAAGAAAGCUAAAAGCUAAAUUCUGCUUUCUAUUCUAUCCAUGCAACUGUGCUGAACUUAGGUUGAAGUUGAUAAAGUUGCCUAAAUGUAAAAAAAAAGGCAGAGUUUAGCCCUCCAUUUUUUUAGAUUUACUAGCAAUUAUAGUAGCAAUUGUGUAAGUUUUGGUAAAUGCCAAGGAAUUUUAUCACUGAAGUAAUUCAGUAUGCAUCUCUGUAUUUUAGUACAGCAAAAUUCAUGGGCUAGAUUUACCUUUCUUUUAUGCUUCUGAAGAAUUCAAUCGAAGUCUCUCUGGAGUGUAUAUAUAUAAACAAGACCACCUGGAAUAUGUGUUUUUCUUGUAUUGAGUCCUGAGAGCAAAACUGAUCUUCUGUUUUAUGGAUCCAAAUCUUGCAGUCCUUAGCUUAGCACAACCCCUACAGAGUGUGUCCUGCAGGACUGCAUCCAUACUUGUAUAUAAAAAAUAACAACAGAGAUAGAUUUAACUUGCUUAGGAUCAACUGAUACUUAGUCUGCCUUUUUCAAAUUAACAUGUGUGGUUAGUCCUGCAGAGAGUCCAGGUAUUUUUUGUGGAAUAUGUGGCAUUUUCAGGCGGAGUCACUACUGGAAAGCUGUAAAAGACCAUUCAUUUCUGUUAUCUAAGGCUGGGGAGAGAAAUGUAACUCUACUGUAACCGCUAAGAGAAAUCUAACGGAACAACCUCCACAUCAAAUGCAUACUAGUCUGAGAAAAUAGUUGUAAGACAAAGCAAAGAUACAACUCACAAGUUGUGCUUUAAGAUCAGCUUCUUUAAGUUCUAUCAAACAGCUGUACAGUGUCAAGCUUCUUGGUUACCUACACUUUCAUUUGGAGUCCAAUAAUGUUUUUUUUAUUUAAGCCCAAGUAAUUGAUUCAGUAGAACUCUCCUUUAGUGCUUAAAACUCGCUUUAGUUGCUGCAUCACAUCUGGGAUCAGAUUUGUUGAAAAAAAUCUUACUGAUGUGGCAGAGCUGAGAUUUUCAAUUAAUCUUUACUCCUGAAAUUGUCACUGAAAUCAACAAUCUAUGAGUAAAACGUAAUAAUCAAACUUGGGAUUUGGCCUGAUCCACACUGUUACAUUAGGAUUGUAGGUCUUAAUUCAGAACUAAUGGAGAGAUUAUGAUAAAGCCUAGUUAUUUCACUUUUUACUCAAGAAAAAUACAUAUGGACAUUCUGCAGUGUUCUGAGCAAGAAAUACAGAUAGAAAUAUAUUGUAGAGUAUACAGGUAGAAAUUUCUAAGUAUAUAAAUAGAAUUUUUUUACAGAUACAGAUAGAAAUUACUAAGUAUAGCUCAGUAUACAGUUAGUAGCUGAUGUAUCAAAAGGCAUGCAUUUCCAUGAUUAAAGAUUUGCCCUAUAUUGAUAUUGAAAACCAGAUUAGCUCACAAUUUUCAACAGUUCUAAAAAAAUGUACAAACACUAACCAAUUUGCAUGGUAGAACAGAGUCUGUUAGCAAAAAUAUCUGUUAGUUUCCAAGUAAUUUACUUGUUCACAUUAAUCCGAAAGAGAGAAUUGGAAGGAAGUGAUACUUUGACUUGACCUGAUCCUGUGGCUGCUCUAGCCCUGUUUUGAAAGAUCUUAUACACAUACCUAACUCAAAGCUGGUAGGCGAGUUAUUGCAGAACUGGAAAUCAGGACAGAAUCAUCCCUGAUGUUAUUAAGCAAACUGAAAAAAAUACUCAUUUUUGCUCUGUGAAUAGGUGGAUUGUGGGAAGGUUGUUUUCUGUCUUACUUGAGGUUAAAGAAAUGCUAAGGUAUGCAGAAGAAAAGAAGAAAAACAAAAAAAUAUAGUAUUUGAAUAAGAUACCAGGUGUAUGGCAUGCUACAUUGUUUUGCAAUAAAUAAAUUUACUGGUACUAGUUGACCUGGUUUGAGCAAGGAGGUGGGACUAGAUGGCCUCCAGAGGUCCCUUCCAACUGCAACUGUUCUAAUGAAACUUAUUUUCCAAAUCACUGAUUUCACUAGUACUUUUUUCAUAAUAGUUUUACAAGAAUGUAGUAAAAAUACAUGUGUAUUAGCACAUUUCUUGGCCAUGGGCACAGUUAAUCUGUUUUCUAUCACUGGGCUUUUUUCAUUAGUGCAGCUGUCAGUUAAUACAAAAGCAAAUGAAGUACAGACAAUUUACAACCCCACAGUUCUUCCCUUUGUAUUUUGAUUAAAUGAAAACAGCCUGCUAGAACCUUCCCUGUAUUAAAAUGGGAUACUUUGUCUGUGAAAAUCAAUCUCUUGCUUUUCAUAGAGAAAAAAGUGCUUCUUGAAUUGUUAGUCUUAUUCUGACAUUGAACAAAUAAACUUCUUCGAAGUAAGUAGAAUGUCCUGAAAACACAGGCAAAAUGUGUUCUUCUCUGGUGUGAUUUGGAAGCCAGUUGGUAUGCAAAGGGGAAGUGGUCCCGAAGACUGACUUGGCUCAGUACAUUUGUUCUUCAUAAAGGCACUUGGAGCUAAUUAAAUGUCUGACAUAUUGCAGUUCUUGAGAUUAUUUUCUGGUAUGAAUACCUAAGUGUACAAUCAGCAAAAUAAUUAAGGCAGGCCUUAAAAAUCAAAUCAGUACUUAGGUCCUUUUUUGGUUAGAUGUGGGACCACCUCCUCAGCUGAUGCAAAUUGUUGUAUUUCACUGAGUUCACCUGAGUGACAACAGUCUGUACAAACAUAGCAUUGAGCCCCCCAGUCCCUUUUUUUUUUUUAAUGUAGGCAUUAACACCAUGAAUUUGAACAGGCUGGGCUUUUUUUUCCAAAUAUUUUUUGUUUCAUUUACUGUGAUUUUUCUUGUGAAAAGUUUGCUCUUGUAUUUCGAAUUUCUAAGGUUUACAUUCAGUUUUUGAUUUCAGAUUGCACAUUUGGAUGAAAUAAACUGUUUUAUAAGUUUACAUUUGUAUAAAGAGUAAAAGAAUGACUCUGCCAAUAUGUUAAACCUAAAAAAGAAAUGUCUUACUAUAACACAGGAACUCUUCAGGCAUAAGGUGGUACCAUUAAAGAAAAUUAAUCCUGACUACUGAUCUAUAGUAUCAGUUUUCUUUAUAUACUUAAAACAUGGGAGCCGGAUAUAUAGAGAGCACGUGAUGGAAAAAGAAACUUUUCAUCGUGAACUCAAUUAUUACCAAAUAAAUUUAGGGCUUAUUAUUAUUUAUAUGCCUUUUGUGUGUUUGGAAGUUCAGUGACAAAAAUUAGCUGUGAUACGUGUCCUCUAAGUGAUAAAUUUGCAGCCUGGUUUAAAAUUCCAAACAAAAUAUUUAUGGAGAAACAUUGCACUGUUAAACUGUAUAAGAUUUUACAAAAGCUAAAUGUUUUGUUUUCCAGACAAAAAUACAGUUCUGAGCCUGCAAAUACAAUUAUAUGUGAGUAAUUUUUACUCUUGCAAAUAGACCAUUAAAGGUAAUGGGACUGCUUGCAUAAGCAAAAAGUACUGAUGUAAAAAAGAAAUUGCAGAUUUGUUUUAAGUUUGUUUUAAGAUGCCAGUCAAAUUCUAGAAGUUUCAGUCACUUAGGAGUUAUGCAAGAAAUGUGAACAUACUUUAAGAUGUGGAAUAUAUUCCUAUUCCCAUUUACACAGUUUCUCACAAUUAUAAGGUUGUAUAGCAUAAAAAAGGUUACUCAGAGUUUUCUUCUUGCCUUCCGGUUGUUUGUCUUCUACAUGACAGAAUCUCACAACAAAAAUAGCGAGUUUUCUGGACUAUCAGGGACUUGUAAUAACAAUAAAAGCAGCAGCCAGUUAAUAUGCUGUCUUGAAAGAAGUGCCUUGUGUAUUAAAUUCUGUAAGAACCAGUUGAUGUGUUAAUUUACCUCAAGUGUUUACAAAAUCAUGACUAAAUAAACUUUUUGUACCACA
Messenger RNA from Dromaius novaehollandiae (emu), 7737 nucleotides. It is a transcript of the gene GJA3, whose product is annotated as gap junction protein alpha 3. Gene Ontology annotation, cellular component: connexin complex. Gene Ontology annotation, biological process: cell-cell signaling. The transcript is spliced from 2 exons. The record is from RefSeq and is a predicted model, not a curated record. Lineage: Eukaryota; Metazoa; Chordata; Aves; Casuariiformes; Dromaiidae. Gene Ontology annotation, molecular function: gap junction channel activity. The coding region runs from base 102 to 1640 and encodes 512 amino acids.